Protopterus annectens (West African lungfish) is the source of this 1896-nucleotide messenger RNA. RefSeq names its product GPALPP motifs containing 1 (gene GPALPP1). The record is from RefSeq and is a predicted model, not a curated record. NCBI's taxonomy places the organism in Eukaryota, Metazoa, Chordata, Ceratodontiformes, Protopteridae.
AACUAAAACCAUAAAACUGUGUUAGAGAUGAUGGUUUAGUUGUUGUUUUGUUUAUUCUUUCUAACUAUUUGGGUUAAGCUCGUAAUGUAAUUAUAAUUGCUGAUUAUUAUAUGAGAUUGUAUGUUUGUUCCAAUGACGUCCGAUAUCAUUGGUCCGGCACUGCCUCCUGGCUUUAAAUCUGUUAAAGAGCAAGACCAGGAUGUACCAGCAGGGCCAGCAUUGCCUCCAGGGUAUGUUUCUGACAGCUCAGGAAGCUUGGAUACAAGUGAAGAAGAUGACUGCAGUGAGAAGGUUGUUGGACCGUCCUUGCCACCAGGAUUUACAAAGAAGCAUUCUAAAAAUAAGACUCACAGUGAUCCUAAAUCUAGUCAGAAAAUAUCUCAAGUUGUAAGUGAUGAUGACUCUGAUCAUGCAUUUUUUGGUCCUGCCCUUCCACCUGGCUUUAAAAAAGAAGCAUCUCCAGACAGACCUGUUAUAGGUCCUGCCUUACCACCAGGAUUCAAGAAAUCAGAACCAGAUUUGGGAAAGAGUAGCACUUUCACUGAGGCUGCAUUGUUACAAGGAUAUACUGAAAAGGAAAAGAAAGAAGCAAAAUCGCAUGCUGGCAAAAAGCAUGAAGAGAAGCCCGCAGUUUCAGAGUACGACAGAAAACUGAAAGAACAAGUGACUGAAUACAAUAAUUCUUCCAGAUCAGAGUCACUCCUUGACAUGCACCGUAAGAAGCUGAAGAGGAAGGCUGAAAAAGAGAAGGGUAAGCCAGAAGAGAGAAAGCCAUUCAACCGUGAGGAAGAUCUUCAGGUUCACAGAUUUGAUGAAGCUCAGAAAAGAGCUCUGCUGAAGAGGUCCCAAGAGCUAAACACCAGAUUUUCACACAGCAAAAGCAAUAUGUUUUUGUAAUAUAGUAUUGUGCCACUUAAGGAAUUGCCCUUAUAGUUUUCCCUGCUCUUCUGUUUAUCUUGGUUUUACAAUGCAUCUCUAAUUGCCGCAAGUUGCGUUUAAUUAUAGUAUUGUUCUAGACAUCUGUUUUUCAAGCUUUUGGUGCCAGAUAAAUGUAGUUUUUCUAAAAUCUCUUGCCUUCCUGUAUUUUAUAUUUUUUUCUCUGGAAGGUGAAAGAGUACACAAACCCAUAAAGCCUGUUGCUCAUUAAGGGUUUAAUUUGUGUCUUCAUUUCUCCGCUACUGCCUGAGCUUGUCAUUCCAGAUGACCUUCAUUCUUUCUCAUACAUCCCUGGAUUCCAUGAUUGUUUUUUCACACCACUAUGGACAAUAGACCACUUCAGAAUUUUAUUACAUACAUCAUAAGGAUAUAGUUUUAAUGAUUAUCUGUAUGCAGUUUCACAACAAUGAUUAAGGCUAUGAGCUGUUAAUGUGCUUCAUCUUGUUUACUUAGUUUCCAUUCACCUAUUUAACCUACUAUGUGUCUCAGAGCAAGUCAUUUAAGAUACUACUAGGGCAGAAACUGAAAAUACAUUUUUUUAAUCUUUUUACUUUUUUUGGAGUGUUUUCUUUGGCUUAUUUUUAACUUGCCAUGAAGUUAUACGCAGUCCAAACAAAUCAAUACUUUAAUAACUGUUUAUCGCUAAUUUUAAUUUUGUUUCAAAACCUGCAAGCUGGGCAUGUUGACAUGCUUUUGUUUUCUUGGAAGCUGCUUUUACACCUAAUGCUCUGUGAGAGUAGAGCUAAUAAGAGCAAUUCACGCUAGCCUUUCCUGUCAGAUCACAGUUGCAGUCACUUAAUAUACAAACAGUGAUGAGGUGUUAUUUUUUUGAGAAUCUGCAGUAAAUGUUCGUGAAUGGUUUGCAGUGACUUGUAUAUUUCUUUCCUGUGUAUGUGGUAUACAGUGUUUGUAGACAUGCAAAGAAAUAGCUGUGAUGACACAGCAUUUUAAAAACUGGAA